Molecule: messenger RNA, 1783 nt
Organism: Spathaspora passalidarum NRRL Y-27907
Lineage: Eukaryota; Fungi; Ascomycota; Pichiomycetes; Serinales; Debaryomycetaceae
Gene: CHT1
Product: Cht1p
Exons: 1
Coding region: 318-1685 (455 amino acids)
Biological process (GO): carbohydrate metabolic process
Cellular component (GO): extracellular region
Molecular function (GO): chitinase activity
Source: RefSeq, a predicted model, not a curated record
AGAUUGAUAUUUACGUGAUUCGAAGGUUGUCAACCGAUGUUUGAGAUAUUGUUUUAUAUUCCCCUUUCGAGUUAAUUGUAAAUACCCUUGGCGUAUUAUUUUGUUUGAUUUUCACCGUAUCUGGUCGAUUUACAUUGUGAUGUAACCGAAUCUGACCUUCUGCAAUCUAAACAAACACCCCCCUUUCUAAUUUGCUACACCUUUUGCAGUAAUUUGCGUCAGGAUAGUUUUCAACUAUAUAUUGAUAGAUAUUUGUCUAUUCUAAGUAAUUUUGUAUAAUGAAAUAUCUAUCUGUAAAUAACAAACUAAGAUAAGCAAUGCUUACUCGAAUAAUCUCGAUCCUUACCAUAUUAUCAACGGUCAUAGCGUUUAAUGCCAACUCCAACUCCAAUGUCGCCGCUUACUGGGGUCAGAAUGCUGGAGGUUCCCAACUGUCUUUGGGCUCAUACUGCUCUUCCUCGGCAGCUGAUAUAAUUAUAUUAUCUUUCAUGAAUGGGUUUCCAAAUCUCGAACUUAACUUUGCUAAUCAAUGUAGCGAUACUUAUGGCGAUGGUUUAUUGCAUUGUUCGCAAAUUGGUUCUGAUAUUAAAUCUUGUCAAAGUCAGGGGAAGAUUGUGUUGCUUUCCUUAGGUGGUGCAACCGGAAACUAUGGUUUCUCUUCUGAUUCAGAUGCACAAUCAUUUGCAACCACAUUGUGGAAUAAGUUUGGUGGUGGAAGUGACAGCGAAAGACCAUUUGAUGAUGCUGUUAUAGACGGGUUUGACUUUGAUAUGGAGAACAAACUACAAACCGGGUAUGCUGCAAUGGCUGCUAAACUAAGACAAUAUUUCAACUCUGAUUCUUCAAAAUCUUACUACUUAUCAGCUGCUCCACAAUGUCCCUACCCUGAUGAAUCUGUUGGUGAUAUUUUAUCUCAAGUCGACAUUGAUUUUGCAUUUAUUCAAUUCUAUAACAACUACUGUUCUUUGGGUGGGAGCUUUAACUGGGACACUUGGAGUCUGUAUGCCAAGUCCACUUCGCCAAAUAAGAACAUAAAGUUAUAUCUUGGUUUACCAGGGUCAACUGCUUCUGCUGGUUCAGGGUACGCUGAUUUAAGUACAGUACAACAAGCUGUCUCCAGUAUUAAAGGUGAUCCAUCAUUUGGUGGUAUUUCUAUUUGGGAUAUUUCUUCAGGUGAAAACGAUGGAUUCCUUAGUGGAUGUAAGAAUGCUUUAGGUUCAAGCAGCGGUGGAAGUGCUCCAUCGUAUAGUGCACCCGCAUUUAGUGCACCUUCAACUGUUGUACCAGCAAGCAGUGCAUCACCUUCUGCAGAGUUUGGAUAUCCUGCACCAGCACCAAGUUCCGAGGCUCCGGCUUCUCAAGAACCAAGUACAUCUUCCUUCCAAUGGAUACCCGCCGAUGCACCUGCAACUACAGAAUCAGAUGAAGGAACUACUACAGUUACCACUUUACAAACACUUUAUUCCACUUCAGACACACCAAGACAUCAACAUGUUGUCCAUAAAGUCUAUGUCACUUUAACAACAACUGUUUUGGUACCACCACCAACCAAUACCCCUCAACUAGGAGAUAGCCCAAUACAAAAAAGAGAUGAAGUUGCCACGGUUUCACAAGGUGGUGCUACUCAUUUAACCACCCGUUUGGGACUUGUAUUAUUCAGUUUAAUCUCUGUAUUAUUUAUUUAGAUAUUUUUAGAUGUUAAGUAACAAUGUGAUGAUUUAAAGACUUUUAGACCAACUAUGUCAUAACAACAUGUCUAACCAAGCCGCCCAAUUACGGUAAU